Messenger RNA from Salarias fasciatus (jewelled blenny), 2794 nucleotides. RefSeq names its product nucleolin-like. NCBI's taxonomy places the organism in Eukaryota, Metazoa, Chordata, Actinopteri, Blenniiformes, Blenniidae. Gene Ontology annotation, molecular function: RNA binding. The record is from RefSeq and is a predicted model, not a curated record. Bases 70 to 2409 code for a protein of 779 amino acids. The transcript is spliced from 22 exons.
CAGACUCUGUGGCAUGUGCGUGUUGAUACCUGAAAACACGUUUUUAGCAGAGAUUUCUUUCCUUUAAACAUGGCUCCAAGAUUGAGAAAAAGGCAAAUCAAAGUGACCGAGGAGGCCGACGUGAACCCUGAUGACCAGGCUGAAACUGUCUCCUCCAGUGGAGAAACACCAGUGACAGAGGAGAAGAAGCUCACCGAGGGCGCAGAAGCAGAGGUGAAACAGAAGGAUGAGGAAGACCAAAAUGAACCAGAUGUUCAGAUGGACAUUGAAGUGAAAGGAGGUGCUCCAACUGUCAGCAUGUCCUGGGAGAGCAGCACUGCUGAAGGAGCGGAUGUUCACACAGAAGAGACGGCAGCAGCAGAGGCCAUGGAAAGUGAAACACAGCCUGAGACGACCUCUUCAGAUGCUGCAGUUGGUUCUACAGAAGAAGCUCCAACUCAAACUGAAGAAGCUAAAGUGGAACAAGAUGUAAAAGAAUGUGGGGAUAAACAAGACGGUCAAAGUGCUCCAACAGUAGCUGUGACCUGCGAAAAGGAAAACCAGCAAGAAAAGAGUGAGGAUGCUGAAAAGGAGGCUGACCAGAUGACGAACAAGGACGCAGGCGUGAACGGAGAACAGAGAGCGCACUCAGAGGAUGACGCUCCUCCAGCAAAGAAAGCUAAAGUCGUCGAUGAUGGUUUUCGUGUCUUUUUCGGCAACCUGAACGACUCCAAAACGCGCGAAGAAGUGAAAAGCUCGCUAGAAAGUUACCUGAAGAGCCAGAGCCUGGCGUUUGACAACCUGAAACUAAACCGCACCAGGAAGUUCGCUUUCGUAGAUUGCGCCACGGAGCUGGACCGGACUAAAGCCCUGGAGUUAAACGGUGAGGUGCUCCUGGAUAAGCCGAUGAAGAUCGCCAAGGCAAACGUGAAAAGCGCCAACAAAGACAAAGUAGAAGUAAAAGUUCCUGCUGUGGACAAAAAAGGAAAGAGAGCGCACUCAGAGGAUGACGCUCCUCCAGCAAAGAAAGCUAAAGUCGUUGAUGAUGGUUUUCGUGUCUUUUUCGGCAACCUGAACGACUCCAAAACGCGUGAAGAAGUGAAAAGCUCGCUAGAAAGUUACCUGAAGAGCCAGAGCCUGGCGUUUGACAACCUGAAACUAAACCGCACCAGGAAGUUCGCUUUCGUAGAUUGUGCCACGGAGCUGGACCGGACUAAAGCCCUGGAGUUAAACGGUGAGGUGCUCCUGGAUAAGCCGAUGAAGAUCGCCAAGGCAAACGUGAAAAGCGCCAACAAAGACGAAGUAGAAGUAAAAGUUCCUGCUGUGGACAAAAAAGCUGCCGCAUCUCAAACCAACACUUUGCUUGUGAGUAAUUUGUCGGACACGACGACAGGAAAACACCUUCAGAAAGUCUUUCCGGAGGCCGUUAGUAUCCGGAUACGUCAGAGCAAGUCCAGACCAGACGUCUUUGCGUUUGUGGAGUUCGUGAGCGUGGACGCUGCUGCCAAAGCGCUGAAGUUGUCCCAGGGCGUCACCGUCUGCAAAAGGCCGGCCAAAGUGCAGUUUUCUCAGAAUCCCAAACCAGAGGAAGGAAAAGUGCUGUCGACGACGCUGAUCGUGAUGCACCUCUCCGACCGGACGACUGGCGAGAUGCUUCAGAGCGCGUUCGAAGGAGCCGUCAGCGGAAGAGUCGCCAUUGAUAAAGAGACGGGACUCUCCAAGAGGUUCGGCUUCGUGGAGUUUGAGAGCGAAGAGAAUUGCAAAGCCGCCAAAGAAGCGAUGGAGGACUGUUUGAUCGACGGCAGAAGAGUGAUUAUAGCUUAUGCAAAAGAGCAGGUGAAAAAGGUUCCUGCUGGACAGACCGGAUCCCCGAGAGACGGAAAAGGAAGCUCUGGAGAAACAGCGACUGGAAAGAGGAAAGCAGACUCUGCAGCCAAGACUCCGCCGCCCAAGAAAACUAAAAUGGCAAAAGACGUGAAGGGAGAACAGAGAGCAGGCCCUGCAGCCGAGACGCCCCCACCAGAGAAAAGCAGCGUGAUUAAUAAUGAUUUAUCUCUCUAUGUUGGAAACCUGAACAACUCAAAACAGUUUGAAGAAAUCAAAACUUCACUAGCAACUUACUUCUUGACCCAAAGCCUCCUCUUUCAAGACAUCCGAUUAGACCAGUCCAAGAAACAUGCUUUCGUAGAUUUCGCCUCUGAAGUGGACCUGGCGAAAGCCUUGACGUUGAAUGGAGAAGUCAUUCUGGAUAAACCCGUGAAGAUCGCCAAAGCAACCUCCAAAGGGGGGCGGAAAGCGGAGGUGAACUCUCCCAAAGUGGAAAAAACAAGCAAAAAGAAAAGAGGAGGGAAAGGAAGAAAAAGAGGAAAAGGCAACGCAGAGGACGCCCUCCAGGACGCAGCUGACCAAGUGGAAACUAACAACUCAUAAAAAGUGUGUAUGGACACAGAAUCCGCUGAUUCUGUUGAACUGGUGGAGUGUUUAGGUUUGAACUCGUGCUAUAAUAUUUGUACAGUGUUAUAAAAUUGUGCUACUUUUAAAGGAUAAGUUUGGUUUAAACAGUUCUCACGUUUAUAGAAUGAAGCGCUGUUUGGAUCAGAAAAGCCUUCUGGGUGAGUUUGUUGUUGUACUUCAUUCUAUAAACAACGGGAAAACGGUUUAAACCAAACUUAUCCUUUAAUUUGAAUAGAUUUUGUCUUUGAACUAGUAAUCUAGUAAAUGAAUUUAUUGAAUUUACAAACUAUUGGUUUUCAGAUUCAGUUUUUUUUUCUUGUGAAAAAUUGGCAACACUGUUUUAAAAGACAAAUUUUUCUAA